CAGCUCCAAAGCAUCCGGACGACCCCGAGAGCCGGUGCGCACUCGCCAUGUGCGCGGCGGAGGUGGACCGCCACGUAGCUCAGAGAUAUCUGCUCAAGCGGCGGCUCGGAAAGGGGGCCUAUGGCAUUGUGUGGAGGGCAGUGGAUCGAAAGACUGGACAGGUGGUAGCCAUCAAAAAAAUCUUUGAUGCCUUUAGGGACAAGACAGAUGCCCAGAGAACAUUCCGGGAAGUCAUGCUUCUCCAGGAGUUUGGGGACCAUCCCAACAUAAUCCGCCUGCUAGAUGUGAUCCCUGCAGAGAACGACAGGGACAUUUACCUUGUAUUUGAGUCCAUGGACACUGACCUGAAUGCAGUCAUCCAGAAGGGUAGACUGCUGGAGGACAUUCACAAACGCUGCAUCUUUUACCAGCUCUUGCGGGCCACCAAGUUCAUCCAUUCAGGGCGUGUCAUCCACAGGGACCAGAAGCCAUCCAACGUUCUACUGGAUGCUGCCUGCCGGGUGAAGCUCUGUGACUUCGGCCUGGCCCGCUCCCUGAGUGACCUUCCUGAAGGGUCUGAGGGUCAGGCCCUGACAGAGUAUGUGGCCACACGCUGGUACCGAGCUCCAGAGGUGCUGCUAUCCUCUCGAUGGUACACCCCUGGGGUGGACAUGUGGAGCUUGGGGUGCAUUUUGGGGGAGAUGUUGCGAGGACAGCCGCUGUUUCCUGGCACGUCCACUUUUCACCAACUGCAGCUAAUCCUGGAGACCAUCCCAUUGCCCUCCAUGGAGGAGCUCCAGGACCUUGGCUUGGACUACAGUGCUUCGAUUCUGCACAACCUGGGGUCCAGGCCACGGCAGACGCUGGACGCCCUCCUGCCGCCAGACAGCCCCCCAGAAGCCCUGGACCUCCUCCGGCGACUCCUAGUGUUUGCUCCGGACAAGCGGCUUAGCGCGGUGCAGGCGCUGCAGCACCCCUAUGUGCAGAGGUUCCACUGCCCGGACCGUGAGUGGACGCGGGGAUUCGAUGUGCGGCUUCCAGUGCACGAAGGAGAGCAGCUUUCCACACGCGAGUAUCGCUACCUCCUUUACCAGAUGAUCCUGGAGCGGAGGGGGACCAGCCGCAGCCCGUUCGAGGAAGGCCCGGGGGACAUGGCCUCCCCGGCAGAGCCCAGGGCUUCCCCAGGCCGGGUGCACCCGCCCGAGCUCGGAGUCCCCCCCUCGGUCCCCGCCGAGACGCCUGCGCGGAAACGCGGACCCAGGUCUCAGAGUAGCCCUGGUCGGAACCCCGAGCACGUGGAAGUCCCCAGGCAGAGCGCAGCCCCCCUGCUCCAGCUUCGGCCGCCAGGCUGGAGGGAACGGCCCCCAGGGGCCACAGCGGAGCCAGCACCCCAAGGGGUGAAGUCACACGUUAGGGUGGCUGCGCCCUCCCUGACUUCGCAGGCUGCAGCUCAGGUGGCAAAUCAGGCCCUGAUCCGCGGUGACCCGGCCCCGGGCGGUGGGCCGAGGGUGGCCCGCGCGCGAAGGGUCCCUUCCCGCCUGCCCCGGGAGGCCUCAGAGCCCCGACCUGGCCGGAGGAUGUUUGGUGCCGCCGCCUUGCAGGGGGCCCAGGGCGCCGCCAGAGCUGCGCUGGGCGGCUACUCCCAAGCCUACGGGACCGUGUGCCACUCGGCGCUGGGCCGCCUGCCCCUGCUCCCCGGACCGCGUGCGUGAGCCGCCCACCCGCCUCCCCAUUGCAAGCCGGCGCCCUUCCCCAGCCCCCAGCUCAUCUCAGACCUUUGACCCCUCGCCACCCGAGUUCCUGGAGGUUUCUCUGGGCUUCUCUCCCCCAGUGAGGAGUAGUUUUCACUCCAACCCCACCAAUUUCCCCCAAUAAAGUCUUGUUUGU
This is a messenger RNA of Nannospalax galili (Upper Galilee mountains blind mole rat), 1866 nucleotides long. RefSeq names its product mitogen-activated protein kinase 15 (gene Mapk15). Gene Ontology annotation, molecular function: ATP binding; MAP kinase activity. NCBI's taxonomy places the organism in Eukaryota, Metazoa, Chordata, Mammalia, Rodentia, Spalacidae. Bases 48 to 1691 code for a protein of 547 amino acids. The record is from RefSeq and is a predicted model, not a curated record. Gene Ontology annotation, biological process: protein phosphorylation; intracellular signal transduction. The transcript is spliced from 14 exons. Gene Ontology annotation, cellular component: cytoplasm; nucleus.